CGUUUGCUCACCCAAUUAGGCUAUCUUCAUUACAUUAGCCUAUCUUGUGGAUCGAAGUCGGUGUCCAAUAAGAUCAUAGGUGUAUACACAUCGAUUAACGGUUGAGAUGCUUUCAGCCAAUGGAUCUCAUCCGUUAGAUCGAUGUGGACAAACAUGGGAAAACAAAACCGGAGGGUACGAUUUAGGACCUGCUUGGAGCAAUCGGCGCCAAGAGCGGCGUCCGCAGGCUCCUCCUCCGCCUCCUCGAUUUCUCCGGCCACUUCUUGGUCUCCGCCGCCACCUUCGUAGAGUCCCCGGCGUUUCGAAUACUCCUCUCCUCCGUUGUCCCCGACGACGCGCCAGCGGUUCUCCGGAAGUCCGAUCACGGUGGAGGGUGAUGAGUGCCGCACAACCCUGCCGGAACCUUGAGAAGAGAUUGGCAGUUUCUGCUCAUAUUUUGUUUGAAGGUGACAGAGAUAGCAUAUACGCACCGUGGUAGCCCGCGAGCUCCGUUUAUACUCUCGUUAUCCGAAACGCCUACUCUAAAAUCCUCAAAACCCCUUCUUUCUUUGGCGGCGCCUCUUCGCCACCGAUGGAAGUGGUGAUCGCCUCUUCCCCGGUGGACGUCGGCAUCGGUUGUUGGGACCUACGCUCGGGCUCCGAGCUGCUCCGGUACCGCUCGUGCUCCUCCGCUCCACAUGGCCUCCUCUCCAUAGCCGGCCGCUUUCUCGCUUCCUCGCAGCUCCGCGAUUCCCCUUCCUCCGCCUCUUGCCCCAUUUUCUUCUGGUCCUGGGAUAAGCCUCAGGUGGAAGUUAGGAGCUUUCCGGCUGAGCCGAUUGGAUCGCUUGUUUCCAAUUCAGAAGGCACUUACAUCAUGGGAGGAGGACCAUCCGGCAUCAUCUACCAAUGGGAGGUUGCUAGUGGGAAAUUGCUCACAAGGUGGCAUGCACAUUAUCGGUCUGUCACCUGUCUCACUCUCUCCAAGGACGAGUCUUUGCUAAUAUCAGGGUCUGAGGAUGGCUCUGUCAGAGUUUGGUCCCUUAUGAUGAUGUUUGAUGACAUGGCAAAGGCUUCUGCUGGUGUUCUUUAUAGAUAUAGCUUUUUGGAACAUGCUUUAUGUGUCACUGAUGUUGUUACGGGACAUGGGUUAUGCAACUCCAUUAUCAUCUCAACCUCAGAGGAUCAAACAUGUAAGAUAUGGAGCCUAUCUGAGGGUUUGUUAUUGAGGAGCAUUAUGUUUCCUUCCAUAAUUGAUGCUAUUGUAAUGGAUCCUGGGGAGCAUGUGUUCUAUGUUGGUGGCCGAGAUGGCAAAAUAUAUAUUGCAGCGCUAAAUGCUGAAUGCAACCGCAAUAGCAUACACGGGAUGUUCAUCAUUGGUGCCUUAUAUGAUCACAGUAAGGCAAUAACAUGCCUAGCAUUUAGCACGGAUGGAGUUACUCUAGUGUCUGGGACUGAAGAUGGUAUUGUCAGAGUUUGGGAUACGAAAACCAAGCAUGUUACUCGUGUUUUGAAACAUGCGAAAGGUCCUAUCAACAAUGUUCUUAUAGUUAGACAGCCAUUACUUCGAAAUCCUAUAUCAGUGAACAGGAAGCAUUUGAAUUUGUCAUUGCCACCCCCACUGAGCAAGUAUGUUGAUUCUACAGAUGCAGAAGUUAAAACUAAUGCUAUUGUAUUGCUUCAGUCUCCUUGCCAUGAUCCAGAAGAAAUAAGAUUUUGCAGCUCAUAUGUGAUGGAGAGGCAAAUCAAAGAGCUUCAGAAACAGAACACUUCAGGUGCUGCUGAAAUGGAGAUGGAAAGACUUAUGCUGGAAUGUAAAAGGAAAACACAACUGGUUCAGCAGUGGAAGAAGUUGUAACAGGACAUGCAGUCUCUCUGUGUAAAUGAGCUGAUGGAUGGAACCCAGGUGAACGACAGCUAAAAGCAGCAGCAUAAGAACAGCUUUAGUGUAAUCAUGAAAGCCAUCUCUUACUAUGGUUUAGUGUAAUCUUGGGUUUCUCCAUGUACCAUCUUUUAUAUUGUGCUAGAAUUACUGAUUCCGUGGACUCCUUAUCCCAAGGCGUCAGUGAAGUUUCUAUAAAAAAGCAAUUACUUGUACAUCUUAUCAAGAGAGGAUGACAAAAAGACAUGGGUUUUGAAA
Messenger RNA from Musa acuminata AAA Group (dessert banana), 2116 nucleotides. Its product is annotated as protein ROOT INITIATION DEFECTIVE 3-like. The transcript is spliced from 8 exons. Gene Ontology annotation, molecular function: protein binding. Bases 572 to 1834 code for a protein of 420 amino acids. Gene Ontology annotation, cellular component: nuclear pre-replicative complex. The record is from RefSeq and is a predicted model, not a curated record. Gene Ontology annotation, biological process: DNA-templated DNA replication; rRNA processing. Lineage: Eukaryota; Viridiplantae; Streptophyta; Magnoliopsida; Zingiberales; Musaceae.